CCUCCACCCGGGUGCGAGGUCCCUUUAAGGCGACGGCGCCUUUCUCAGGGCAGACACCCAGCGGCGGCGGCGGCGCGAGCAUGGCGGACACCGACCUGUUCAUGGAGUGCGAGGAGGAGGAGCUGGAGCCGUGGCAGAAGAUCAGCGACGUCAUCGAGGACUCGGUGGUGGAGGACUACAACUCCGUGGAUAAGACGGCCACAGUGUCCGUCAGCCUGCAGCCGGUCCCGGCCCCCGUGCCCGCCGUGGCCCACGCUCCCGUCGGAGCCCACCUGUCUACGACCACCAGCGGAAACGGCGGCAACCAGAGCAGCGACGGCGCCAAGGAGACGCUCGGCGCCAACAACGAUGCCGGCAACCCCCUGGUGCAGCCGGGCGGGCAGCCGCUCAUCCUGGCCCAGAACCCCGCCUCCGGGCUGGGCGCCAUGGUCACCCAGCCCGUGCUGCGGCCCGUUCAGGUCAUGCAGAACGCCAACCACGUGACCAACUCGCCGGUGACCUCCCAGCCCAUCUUCAUCACCACGCAGGGGUUCCCGGUCAGGAACGUCCGGCCGGUGCAGAACACCAUGAACCAGGUGGGGAUCGUCCUGAACGUGCAGCAGGGCCAGACGGUCCGACCCAUCACUCUGGUCCCAGCGCCGGGGACGCAGUUUGUGAAGCCGGCGGUCGGCGUGCCCCAGGUCUUCUCCCAGGUGGCCCAGGUGCGGCCCGGAGGCUCGCUGCCCGUGCGCCCGGCCACCAACACCUUCACCACGGUCAUCCCGGCCACGCUGACCAUCCGCAGCACCGUGCCGCAGACCCAGGCGCAGCAGACCAAGUCCACCCCCAGCACCUCUGCCGCCGGGCCCGCCCCCUCCGCCGCCCCCUCCCCCCGCCGCCGCCGCCCGGCCCGCCCGCCAACCCCAAGCUAGGUGAGGCCCGGGGGGGCGGGGCGGGCCCCGCGGCGGGGGCGAGGGGACGGCGUCUCACCUCCCCGUUCAGCGCCCCCGUUGCCCUCUCCCUCGGCAGUGAGCGUCGCCAGCUUCGUCACGGUCCAGCGUGCCAGCGGGGCCGGCGAGAACAGCCACGAGGUGGCCAAGCUGGUCAACACCCUGCACACGGUGCCGUCGCUGGGGCCGAGCCCCGGGCCCGACGGCAGCCCCGCCCACGGCUCCCAGCGGCCCGGGGGCCCCGAGGGCCCGGCCAAGAAAGUGUCGUCUCCCGUCCCGGCCUUCGACCUCCAGGACGGCGGCCGGAAGGUCUGCCCGCGGUGCAACGCCCAGUUCCGCGUCACCGAAGCCCUGCGAGGCCACAUGUGUUACUGCUGCCCGGAGAUGGUGGAGUUCCUGAAGAAGGGCAAGUCCCUGGAGCCGGAGCCGGGCCUCCCGCCGCCGGCCGGAGCCCCGUCCCCCGAGAGGGCGGCCCCCGUCGCCCCCUCGGCCGCCUCCACGCCCGCGCCCGCCCUGUCGCCCCCGGCCCGGCCGCCCGAGCCGGGGGGCGAGGCCGCGGGCGACGGGGCCCAGAGCAAGCUCAUCAUGCUGGUGGACGACUUCUACUACGGGCGCGACAGCGGCAAGGUGGGCCAGCUGCUCAGCUUCCCCAAAGUGCCCACCUCCUUCCGCUGCCCCCACUGUACCAAGCGGCUGAAGAAUAACAUCCGGUUCAUGAACCACAUGAAGCACCACGUGGAGCUGGACCAGCAGAACGGGGAAGUGGACCGUCACACGGCCUGCCAGCACUGCUACCGGCAGUUCACCACGCCCUUCCAGCUGCAGUGUCACCUGGAGAGCGUGCACAGCCCCUACGAGUCCACCACCAAGUGCAAGAUCUGCGAGUGGGCGUUCGAGAGCGAGCCGCUCUUCCUGCAGCACAUGAAGGACACGCACAAGCCCGGGGAGAUGCCUUACGUCUGCCAGGUUUGUCAGUACCGCUCGUCGCUGUACUCGGAGGUGGACAGCCACUUCCGGAUGAUCCACGAGGACACCCGGCACCUGCUGUGCCCCUACUGCCUCAAGGUCUUCAAGAACGGCAACGCCUUUCAGCAGCACUUCAUGAGACACCAGAAGAAGAGCGUCUACCACUGCAACAAGUGCCGCCUGCAGUUCCUCUUCGCCAAGGACAAGAUCGAACACAAGCUGCAGCACCACAAGACCUUCCGCAAGCCCAAGCAGCUCGAGGGGCUCAAGCCGGGCACCAAGGUGACCAUCCGGGCCUCCCGAGGGCAGCCGCGCACGGUGCCCGUGUCCGCCGCCGACACACCGCCCGGCGCCCCGCAGGAAGCGGCGCCGCCGGCCGGGCUCGCGGACCCCCAGCCCAUCUUCCUCUACCCGCCCUUCCAGCGCAGCGCCCAGAAGCGAGCCGUCAGGAAGAUGAGCGUCAUGGGCCGGCAGACGUGCCUGGAAUGCAGCUUCGAGAUCCCGGAUUUCCCCAACCACUUCCCCACCUACGUGCACUGCUCGCUCUGCCGCUACAGCACCUGCUGCUCCCGCGCUUACGCCAACCACAUGAUCAACAAUCACGUUCCUCGGAAGAGUCCCAAGUACUUGGCUCUGUUUAAAAACUCUACCGCCAGCGGGGCCAUGCUGGCCUGCUCCUCCUGCCUCUUCGUCACCUCGGUCGGAGACGCCAUGGCCAAGCAUCUGGUGUUCAACCCUUCGCACCGGUCCAGCACCAUCCGGCUGCGGGGACCCACCUGGAUGGCCGCCCAUUCAAGGCUCUGCGCGGCCCCCGACCGGGGCGUGAGGACCCCCCACCCGCCGGCCCCCGCCUGCCCCCCGAACCGCGUCUCCGCCGGGAACCCCCCGCCGCCGCCGCCCCGCCCCCGCCGCCCGAGCCCCGGGAGCCGGCGUCCGCCGCCGCCGACCCCGAGGGGGGCGAGGGGCCCCGGCGCGGGCGGGGAGCCGGAGGAGGGGGCGACGGCGUCGGCGUCGGCGUCGGCGUCCAGGAAGGAGCAGCUGUCGGUGAAGAAGCUGCGGGUGGUCCUGUUCGCCCUGUGCUGCACCACGGAGCAGGCGGCCGAGCACUUCCGCAACCCGCAGCGGCGCAUCCGGCGCUGGCUGCGGCGCUUCCGGGCCUCGCAGGGGGAGAGCCUGGAGGGCAAGUACCUGAGCCUGGAGGCCGAGGAGAAGCUGGCCGAGUGGGUGCUGAGCCAGCGGGAGCAGCAGCUGCCCGUCAACGAGGAGACCCUGUUCCAGAAGGCCACCAAGAUCGGGCGGGCCCUGGAGGGCGGCUUCAAGAUCUCCUACGAGUGGGCCGUGCGCUUCAUGCUGCGCCACCACCUCAGCCCCCACGCCCGCCGGGCCGUGGCCCACGCCCUGCCCAAGGAGGUGGCCGAGAGCGCCGGGCUCUUCGUCCAGUUCGUCCAGCGGCAGGUGCGCACGCAGGCCCUGGCGCCGGCCAUGAUCGCCGCCGUGGACGAGGUCUCCCUGUUCCUGGACGCGGAGCUGCUGGGCGGCGACGACCGCAAGGAGAACGCCCUGCAGACCGUGGGCGCCGGGGAGCCCUGGUGCGACGUGGUGCUGGCCAUCCUGGCCGACGGCCGCCUGCUGCCCACGCUGGUGCUGCACCGGGGCCGGGCCGGGCCGCCGGGCCCGCCGGGGCUGCUGCUGGAGGCCCGCGAGGGCGGCUACGGCGACGACGAGCUCAUGGAGCUGUGGGCCGAGCGCGUCUGGCGGAAGCACGCGGCCGGCCAGCGGCGGCCCGGCCCGGCCAAGGGCCUGCUGGUGCUGGACUGCCACCGCGGCCACCUGGCCGAGGAGGUGCUGGCCCUGCUGGGCGGCUGCGGCACCCUGCCCGCCGUGGUGCCCGCCGGCUGCAGCUCCCGCGCCCAGCCGCUGGACGUGUGCAUCAAGCGCGCCCUCAAGGGCUUCCUGCACAAGAAGUGGCGCGAGCGGGCCCGCCAGCUGGGCGAGGGCCCCGGGGACGCGGCCGCCCUGCUGCCGCUGGUGCUGGGCUGGCUGGCCGAGGCCGUGGCCGUCAUCGGCGACUGCCCGGACCUGGUGCGCCGGUCCUUCCUGGUGGCCGGGGUGCUGCCCGGCCCCGACGGGGCCGCCGGCUCGCCCGGCCGCAACGCCGACGUGCAGGAGGAGCUCAUCGCCGCCCUGGAAGGGCGGCUGCCGGCUCGCCGGGACCAACGCCCGCGGGGCCCGCCGGGCCCCGCCCCGCCCCGGCCCCCGGCCCCGGCACCGGCCCCGGUCCCGGCACCAGCCCGGCCCCGGCCGGGCCCCGAGGAGAAGGCGGCCGCGGGGGCCGGCCCGCCGGCCGAGCCCCCCGAGAGCCUGCACCAGCUCUUCGAGGGCGAGAGCGAGACCGAGUCCUUCUACGGCUUCGAGGAGGCCGAUCUGGACCUCGCCGAGGUCUGAGCCUCCUCGGGAGGCCGGAGGCCGGACCCCCGGGGCGGGGGGCGGCGGCGGCUCCCU
Molecule: messenger RNA, 4397 nt
Organism: Tachyglossus aculeatus (Australian echidna)
Lineage: Eukaryota; Metazoa; Chordata; Mammalia; Monotremata; Tachyglossidae
Gene: POGZ
Product: pogo transposable element derived with ZNF domain
Biological process (GO): regulation of DNA-templated transcription
Molecular function (GO): RNA polymerase II cis-regulatory region sequence-specific DNA binding; DNA-binding transcription factor activity, RNA polymerase II-specific
Source: RefSeq, a predicted model, not a curated record